AUGAGCGCAAUUGCGACGGCAGCACCAGGGGUCCAAGCCAAGGCAAAGCUACCAGCGCUCGAGGCUGGCUGGCGCAUAUUGCUCAAACUUGGGAUGACCAAGCAAGGACUUGACGGCACCAUAUCGACAGCACCCGCACGACCGCGAAAACGGCCGACAAAUCCCCUGCAGGCAGGCAUCGACACUUUCCUUUCAGACUGCCUCCAUCUCGAGCAGGCGUCGCGCACCAGCUUGCCCAAGCGGUACACACUCUAUCUUCCAUUGUUGUUGUUGCCUGUCAACUUUACCACGCACAAUGUGGAGUGGCAGCGGCUUUACGCGGGCCUUGACGAUGUGCGAAAAGGCCAAUUGUUCCAAACCAUAGCGGACGCCUUUUCCUGUGCCGGACAGCAUGUAACUCACAUCGCCAUCAAUGCACCGAUUGAGCAUUGUCAGGAUACGGAAGAGAAUGUGUUGCGUAGUCCGUCUGGCUUGCUUCCAGUCUGGGGCGAUUGUGGACCUUCAGGUCUGCUCGAUGGAAAGGUAGGGAAUCCUGGUGCUGCGGAUUUCGAUGCCGCCUUCUGGGUCUCAACAGUUCAAGAUCACGGUAUCAGGCAGAUGUGGGCCCCAAAAUGGACCAUGUUCAGCCGUGGCAAUCUUAGUGAGAAGAGGAGAAUAUUGGGCACAGUCAAUAAGGGUCAGCGUUCAGUUAUGGCCGGAAGCGCAGCACACGAGAUCGAGAAUAUGCAGGUCUUGGACUUGUAUGUUGGCAUCGGCUACUUUGCUCUUUGCUAUCUCGCCCGGGGUGUCUCUCGGGUCUGGGGUUGGGACCUGAACCCCUGGAGUAUCGAAGGCCUGCGGAGAGGCUGUGAGGCUAACGGCUGGGCCUGUGUGGUAUUGCGUGUUGAUGACGACGGUGAGUGCGAUCGCUCCACGAUAUCUGAUUUGGUGAGCCGCCUCAGGCCCAACGUGCACUUGCGUCAGGAAGAUCGCAUCCGAUGUAUAGCCUUCGUUGGUGACAAUAGAUGGGCUGCCAAAGUCAUGCGCACUAUCGACAUGGAGUGUAGCCAACAACUCGGGGCAGAAGCUGAAGCAUCCCAAACCAAGUUCCAGCACGUCAAUCUUGGAAUGCUGCCGACGUCUGUCGCCAGCUGGCCAAAUGCUGCGGCACUCGUCGCCCCUUCUGGAGAGCUGCACGUUCACGAAAACGUCCAGUUCAGCGACAUUGACCAGAAGAGAUCCGAAGUGGAAAGCCGCCUGACGCACAUGCUGUCGAGGCAGUAUGGUCAACGUUGUGCACGAGUCGCUCAUGUCGAGCACGUCAAAACUUAUGCACCGGGUAUCAUCCAUUGUGUGUUCGACGUCGAAGUUCUCGACAUUGAAUGA
Messenger RNA from Cyphellophora europaea CBS 101466, 1365 nucleotides. RefSeq lists its product as uncharacterized. The record is from RefSeq and is a predicted model, not a curated record. Gene Ontology annotation, molecular function: S-adenosylmethionine-dependent methyltransferase activity; tRNA methyltransferase activity. NCBI's taxonomy places the organism in Eukaryota, Fungi, Ascomycota, Eurotiomycetes, Chaetothyriales, Cyphellophoraceae. Gene Ontology annotation, cellular component: cytoplasm. Bases 1 to 1365 code for a protein of 454 amino acids. The transcript is spliced from 2 exons. Gene Ontology annotation, biological process: wybutosine biosynthetic process; tRNA methylation.